AAAGCGCAUCACGUGACGACUGGCCCCGCCUCUUCCUCUCGGUCCCAUAUUGAACUCGAGUUGGAAGAGGCGAGUCCGGUCUCAAAAUGGAGGUAAAACAGCCGCCCGGUCGCCCCCAGCCCGACUCCGGCCGUCGCCGCCGCCGCCGGGGGGAGGAGGGUCAUGAUCCAAAGGAACCAGAGCAGUUGAGGAAACUGUUUAUUGGUGGUCUGAGCUUUGAAACUACAGAUGAUAGUUUGAGAGAACAUUUUGAGAAAUGGGGCACACUGACAGAUUGUGUGGUAAUGAGAGACCCCCAAACAAAACGUUCCAGGGGGUUUGGUUUUGUGACUUACUCUUGUGUUGAAGAGGUGGAUGCAGCAAUGUGUGCUCGACCACACAAGGUUGAUGGGCGUGUUGUGGAACCAAAGAGAGCUGUUUCUAGAGAGGAUUCGGUAAAGCCUGGUGCCCAUUUAACAGUGAAGAAAAUUUUUGUUGGUGGUAUUAAAGAAGAUACAGAGGAAUAUAAUUUGAGAGACUACUUUGAAAAGUAUGGCAAGAUUGAAACCAUAGAAGUUAUGGAAGACAGGCAGAGUGGCAAAAAAAGAGGAUUUGCUUUUGUAACUUUUGAUGAUCAUGAUACAGUUGAUAAAAUUGUUGUUCAGAAAUACCACACUAUUAAUGGGCAUAGUUGUGAAGUGAAAAAAGCCCUUUCUAAACAAGAGAUGCAGUCUGCUGCUGGAUCACCAAGAGGCCGUGGAGGUGGAUCUGGCAACUUUAUGGGUCGUGGAGGAAACUUUGGAGGUGGUGGAGGUAAUUUUGGCCGUGGCGGAAACUUUGGUGGAAGAGUUUCUACUUUUUCCUCAGGAGGUUAUGGUGGUGGUGGUGGUGGCAGCAGAGGAAGUUAUGGAGGAGGUGAUGGUGGAUAUAAUGGUUUUGGAGGUGAUGGUGGCAACUAUGGUGGUGGUCCUGGUUACAGUAGCAGGGGAGGCUAUGGUGGUGGUGGACCAGGAUAUGGAAACCAAGGUGGUGGAUAUGGUGGAGGAGGAGGAUAUGAUGGUUACAAUGAAGGAGGAAAUUUUGGAGGCAACUAUGGUGGUGGUGGAAAUUACAAUGAUUUUGGAAAUUAUAGUGGACAACAGCAGUCAAAUUAUGGGCCCAUGAAAGGGGGCAGUUUUGGUGGGAGAAGCUCGGGCAGUCCCUAUGGUGGUGGUUAUGGAUCUGGUGGUGGAAGUGGUGGAUAUGGUAGCAGAAGGUUCUAAAUACAGCAAAAAGGGUAGGUAUCUUUAAAUUUUUUUCGUUUUAUAUGAUGUUGAAAUGUGAUAAUGUUCACUGAGUGUAAUAAUUUUUUUAUCCUGUAUUAUUCAACAGGCUACAGUUCUUAGCAGGAGAGAGAGCGAGGAGUUGUCAGGAAAGCUGCAGGUUACUUUGAGACAGUCGUCCCAAAUGCAUUAGAGGAACUGUAAAAAUCUGCCACAGGAGGAACGAUGAUCCAUAGUCAGAAAAGUUACUGCAGCUUAAACAGGAGACCCUUCUUGUUCAGGACUGUCAUAGCCACAGUUUGCAAAAAGUGCAGCUAUUGAUUAAUGCAAUGUAGUGUCAAUUAGAUGUACAUUCCUGAGGUCUUUUAUCUGUUGUAGCUUUGUCUUUUCUUUUUCUUUUCAUUACAUCAGGUAUAUUGCCCUGUAAAUUGUGGUAGUGGUACCAGGAAUAAAAAAUUAAGGAAUUUUUAACUUUUCAA
Molecule: messenger RNA, 1720 nt
Organism: Ochotona princeps (American pika)
Lineage: Eukaryota; Metazoa; Chordata; Mammalia; Lagomorpha; Ochotonidae
Gene: HNRNPA3
Product: heterogeneous nuclear ribonucleoprotein A3
Exons: 10
Coding region: 87-1241 (384 amino acids)
Molecular function (GO): RNA binding
Source: RefSeq, a predicted model, not a curated record